UGAGGACGCGGGGUCCGCCGUGGGGAUGAUCCACGAGCUGCUCCUGGCGCUGAGCGGGUACCCGGGGUCCAUCUUCACCUGGAACAAGCGGAGCGGCCUCCAGGUGUCACAGGACUUUCCAUUUCUCCAUCCCAGUGAAACCAGUGUCCUGAAUAGACUCUGCCGGCUUGGCACAGACUAUAUUCGCUUCACUGAGUUCAUUGAACAGUACACAGGACAUGUGCAGCAACAGGAUCACCAUCCAUCUCAGCAGGGUCAAGGGGGGUUACAUGGAAUCUACCUACGGGCCUUCUGCACAGGGCUGGAUUCAGUUUUGCAGCCUUAUCGCCAAGCAUUGCUUGAUUUGGAACAAGAGUUUCUGGCUGAUCCCCAUCUCACCAUAUCACAUGUCAAUUACUCCUUAGAUCAGUUCCAGCUCCUUUUUCCCUCUGUGAUGGUUGUAGUAGAGCAAAUUAAAAGUCAAAAGAUUCAUGGUUGUCAAAUCUUGGAAACAGUAUACAAACACAGCUGUGGUGGUUUGCCUCCUGUUCGAAGUGCACUAGAAAAGAUCCUGGCCGUGUGUCAUGGGGUCAUGUAUAAGCAGCUUUCAGCCUGGAUGCUACAUGGACUUCUCUUGGACCAACAUGAAGAGUUUUUUGUCAAACAGGGUCCAUCUUCUGGUAAUGUCAGUGCCCAGCCAGAAGAGGAUGAGGAGGAUCUGGGCAUUGGGGGACUAACAGGAAAACAAUUGAGAGAACUCCAGGACUUGCGUUUGAUAGAAGAAGAGAACAUGUUGGCACCAUCUCUGAAACAGUUUUCUCUUCGAGUAGAGAUUUUGCCAUCCUACAUUCCAGUGAGGGUUGCUGAAAAAAUCCUGUUUGUUGGAGAAUCUGUCCAGAUGUUUGAGAAUCAAAAUGUAAACCUGACUAGAAAAGGCUCCAUUUUGAAAAACCAGGAGGACACUUUUGCUGCAGAACUACAUCGUCUCAAGCAGCAGCCACUCUUCAGCCUGGUGGAUUUCGAGCAGGUCGUGGAUCGUAUUCGUAGUACUGUGGCUGAGCAUCUCUGGAAGCUGAUGGUGGAAGAAUCAGAUUUACUGGGUCAGCUGAAGAUUAUUAAAGACUUUUACCUUUUGGGACGUGGAGAACUGUUUCAGGCCUUCAUUGACACAGCUCAGCACAUGUUAAAAACACCACCCACUGCAGUCACUGAACAUGAUGUGAACGUGGCCUUCCAGCAGUCCGCCCACAAGGUAUUACUCGAUGACGACAACCUUCUCCCUCUGUUGCACUUGACAAUUGACUACCAUGGAAAGGAGCAUAAAGAUGCCACUCAGGCAAGAGAAGGGCCUUCUCGGGAAACUUCUCCCCGGGAAGCCCCUGCAUCUGGCUGGGCAGCCCUUGGCCUUUCCUACAAAGUGCAAUGGCCACUACACAUCCUCUUCACCCCUGCAGUCCUGGAAAAAUACAACGUUGUUUUUAAGUACUUACUGAGUGUGCGCCGGGUGCAAGCUGAACUGCAGCACUGCUGGGCUCUACAGAUGCAGCGCAAGCACCUCAAGUCCAACCAGACCGAUGCAGUCAAGUGGCGCCUACGAAACCACAUGGCAUUCUUAGUGGAUAAUCUUCAGUACUAUCUCCAGGUAGAUGUGCUGGAGUCUCAGUUCUCACAGCUGCUUCAUCAGAUCAAUUCAACACGAGAUUUUGAAAGCAUCCGAUUGGCUCAUGACCACUUCCUGAGCAAUUUGCUGGCCCAGUCCUUUAUCUUGCUGAAACCUGUGUUUCACUGCCUGAAUGAAAUCCUAGAUCUCUGUCACAGCUUUUGCUCCCUGGUCAGUCAGAACCUGGGCCCACUGGAUGAGCGUGGAGCCGCCCAGCUGAGCAUCCUGGUGAAGGGCUUUAGCCGCCAGUCUUCACUCCUCUUCAAGAUUCUCUCCAGUGUUCGGAACCAUCAGAUAAAUUCAGAUUUGGCUCAACUACUGUUACGACUGGAUUAUAACAAAUAUUACACCCAGGCUGGAGGAACUCUGGGCAGUUUUGGGAUGUGAAAACAUAUGGCUCAGAAACUGAGUAACAGUCUUACACCUUCCUAAGUCUGUUACAGAAGAUUCAUUUCUAGCCACUCACCAAAUGUCUGCAGUCUACUGAGAGGACUCUACUUUUUCUCCUUGGAAGCAUUUCCUGACCAUCAGUGGGUGCAAAUCCUUCCCAUCAUUUUCAUGUGGAAAGGGAGUUAAUUUGCCCACCGAGAAUGUUGGCAUCAGUUCUCCCCGCUGACCAUGCAAGAUCCGUUACAUUGAGAACAUUUGUCGGGUAUGUUCAUUCAUUCAUCUGUCAAUUACUGAGCAUCUAUUAUGUGCUUAGGUACUGUUCAAGCUGCAGGAGACAAGGCAGUAAACAAUACAAAUCAGAAAAAUAUUUGUGGCUCAUGUGACAAUUAUAAAUAGGUCAAGUGCUAGAUAUUAGUACUGAGCAAGAAAGGCACCAGGUAAGAUAGGCUUUCACUGGCCCCACAGACUCCUCAUUCAGAAAAUUGAAAUCGAGAAUAUUCCACAUCGUUUAGCAUCUUCAAAAUAGAAACUAGAUUUUUACCAGUAACUUGCAAUUAUCUCAGACUAGUAAAACAACAGUUCUGGUGGUCUGUUUGUUGCCAUCGAGUUUGGUUUUCAUCUUCUACCGCAUACUACAGCCCUUACUCCUGCAGUUGUCAGCAAAAGAUGUUCCCUUCCACUCCUCUCUCUGGAGCAGAGGUUAGUAAACUGUGGGUCGCCACCUGUUUUGAUAGUUUUACUGGAACAAUCAUACUCAUCCAUCUCCUUAUUGCCCAUGGGCGCUUCCAUGCUUAGCGGAGCCAAAGUGAGUUAAUUGAUCUACCAAAUGGCCCACAGGCCUAAGAUACUUACUGGCCUCUGCUCUGGAGAACGAGGGAACAUCAACAGGGAUGCUGCUAGGGGGACAGGGAAGGAGAAUAGCCUCUGGCAACUGUGACUGUAACAGUAAUAAAAUAUAGGACCUGAGGCUAGAAGUACUGACAAGUCUUCCCACCUGUGCUGCUCAUGUUUUUCUUUGCAGAAGGUCACCCCGUCAAGCUUAGUCACUGUCCAUUCAUGGCAAAUGGUCCUUUUCCCUUUCAGGUCUGAAAGGAACUAGGCUCUAAGACUUUUUUUCCUUAAUCGCCAAGAAAUUUAGAGCUGUUCCCAAUUCCGUUCAACUUUCGGCACAACCAUUAAUGUGGGCCUACCGUAAAACCAAGUUUUACAAGUAGAAUUUUAGACAGCCCUAGAUAAUCUUCUGACAAUAAUGCUACACAAGACUUGAAAAUUCACAUCUUACUUUCCUUGGCUAGUGUCCUACAGUGAACAAACCUAUUGUCAAUGGCAGAGGAGGGCUGUAAUUGUCUUGCUAUUUGUUCUGACAUUAAACUCAAAGAAAGAAAUCCCAGUUACUACAACCAAAGAGAUUCAACAUUUAUUUUAUCAUAAAAGUCCAGCAAAUAAAACUAUGUACAAGAUCCAUGCAAGGAAUCCAGUUACACACAAGACACAUUUAAAACCUGUUAAAACACAAUCUCCACGACGCAGGGAAUAAAACAGGUAAGACCAAGUAUAUCCUUAGUGAGAAACAUAAUCAUGUUUAUAUUUUGGAUGCUGCUUGAAUCCAAUUCUCUCCCCAACAAUGAGGCACUGGAUCACCCACUCUUGUGACACCACGGGCAGCUGCAAUGCUUCCGCACACUUCAGCACCGAGGCUGGGCACGAGGGGUCCGUCACCACCACAUCAAAUACCCCUAACGCAAUAUCUGCAGGGAGCAGGGGGAGGUGAAUAAGGUAAGGAGACGCCAUGUAGCCCUCCGCUAAAGAGCCAGAUGUGCCUUCUAGCCAGCACAUCCCUCCCUGCCCAAACUAAAACCCAUUAAGUCCAACACAGUGCUACUGGGGAUCACAACCCAGAACAGAAAGAAUCGGUAUCAGCUGACCUUUAGAAAUGUCAGCAAGUACAUCACUGGACACCACCAGUAGAAGUAUAAACAUCCCAGUGCCUCAUUUAAACUGGUUCACCUCUUAGGCUGAUGUUUAUUCACACCUAACGAGGCCUAACAGGUAGGUGUAAGGACACCCUUCCAAAACAACACACGCACUUUCCAGGUACCUUUGUUAUGGGCACUUGAAUGGUGCUGCUUCACAGAGGCUGCUCCCCCAGUCAUGAGGAUCUCAGACCAGAGCUCCAGGAAGUUCUGCUGUUGGUCUGAUACCAAGAGUACUUUCAGGUUCUGGAAAGGGUUUUCCCGGGGUUGCCUGUGAGUAAGUGAGAGACAGCACCUUAGAAUUGGAGGGGACUAAGCAGGACAGUGUUCAACAACAGCCUUUCUGCGAAGGAAUUUAAGGUACAUCAGAAUACUUUAAAAAAAAAUGAACCCCUGUAUUAUAGAACCUUUCCUCCCUCCCCUUUCUGUGAAUAUGUAUUCUCUGGAAUCUGGACCUUCUGAUUUCCAUGUUUAUCUUGGGACCAAUAUGCCAAAUAAGCUCCUGAUCCCAUAUUUUAAAAGGUCUUGCUUAAUAGUGCCCUAACCUUACAGGUUGAGAAUACUGGACCUACAUGAAAAUCCUCCCAUUUUUGAAAGUUCAACUAGUUGAACUGCCAAAAUAAUCUCAAACCCAAAUUCUUUAUUAACCUAUGAGCAUUGCAAUUUCCAUAAAUAAUUUCUCACCUAGAGUCUCCCCCUCCCAGUAUUUUAUUAUCUGCUUGACUACCAUUCUAGAUUGGGUUUCAAAUACUCACCAAUCCAGAAUUCUUUGCUCCUCAAGACUGUACCCAGCUGGCAGCAGAUAAUUACGGUAAUUCUGAAGCUGGUUGGCAUGGCAACUGUCAUGGACCCAGACAUGAGAUACACAAGGAAUCCCACUGGCAAGGCACAAAAAGUACUUCCGGGUUCGACAAUGCUGAUCCGCAAUUAGGAGACACUGGUAGGCCGUGUUGCACUGGAAGAAUAGAACAGAUGUGAAGACCUGCAAGUACUAUUUAUGCCUGUACUUUUACCCACAGCCUCUUCUCACACAGAAAGGGCCAAGAUGCUUUCUUUCUGUGCCUCACCUAUAGCUUUGAGGGUUUAAGUCCUAAAAGAAAACCAGCCUCCCGGUAUUCUGCUUUUCGGGCUAAGAAUCAGCAACAUAAUAGAAUUUCUUCUAAACACAAUUCAGUCUGCUUCUGCCCGAGCAGCAGAACCAUAGGUAUUAAUUAGCCCAACGUUUUAUCUUCCGUGUACACAGUAACGAUUCUAUUUCUGCAUUACCGUUUCGGCCAUCUUCUGAGCUCUGGCUGCUAUACUCAACCUCCCUGACUCCUCAAUACAGCAAACACUCUUCAUCACUGCCCUUCUGGUAAGUUGCAGAAAGAAACUCCUCACCUGAGCUUCAUUGAAGUCUUCGAGAAUAUAGCCAGCUCCUGCUCGAAGCUGGGAUUCUGUGUACUGUUUGUUGAAAGGAGGAAUUUCUAAAAUUUCUAUAUAAAACACAGAAGACCAAGAUAAUUAUUUCAUUUCUCAUUUACUACUUUACGCCUGCUUCUCACUGUCCCCUUUGCCACUCCCCAUUAUUUGCACAGUGUUGCAGGCUACAUCAGACCUACUCACGGGUCAGAAAGAGAUCUGUCUUGAGGCCUAUGAAGUAUAGCCAGAAGAAGGGGCAAAAGCAGGAGGACUGGGAAGAUGAGAAAUGGAGAUAGGUCCCAGAUCUAAGACUAAUCAUGGUACUGUUCAUAGGGAGGACCACAGCCCCUUCCCAGAGUGAUGCAUUUACUAUCAGGAACUUCUUAAGUCCUGCAGCAAACUAAGCCACUUCCUGUAAUUCUAUGAAAUGAGUCACAGAUUAGCACUUUAUAAUCAAACCUUCACGUUCCCACUAUACACUGAAAAUGAUAAACCAGAAUGUUAAAAGUUUUAAAAUUUUAGUUACAUGAAGGCUGGCCAGAAAAUUCUGUUUCAGACUUUUUAUUAAACUAUCUACCUUUGAUCUUGGAGUACAUGACUGAACAGCAUGACUGCUCUACAGGGUUGAGGGGGAAGUAGAAGUUAUGCGAUGAGGCCGAAGCUAUAAGGACCAUAGAGCAAUUAAAAGUUGAUUAUUUUGACCAAGUAUCUAAUUUCAGUUAUGAGAGGAGCAGUUGACAACACUUUAAGUUCUAGUAAACUUAUCACAAAUAAAAAACCCAAAGUUCAAAUGCCACAACCCUUUCCCCUCCCCCCCAUAUCCAGUGAUGACCCGAGAGUGGAGCCCUCCCUGCCUGCUGAAGCUGCUCAGAUAAUGCCCAAACUCAGUCCUCUAUCUGACUGGCUCACCUACUCUUCACUGUUCAUUUUUUUUUUUUUUUUAAAGAUUGAUUUAUUUAUACAAGCACUGGGUACAGUCAGAAGUGCAGGAGGGUGAGAGGAUUCACCAGAGCCAGAAGGGAGAGCAGAACAGGCAGACUGACGAAAUACACUGCUGAGGGGAGCAGCGGGCAGCAGGAGAGGUCUGCGCGCCAUGUGGGACCCUCGCCAGUGGCCGGGGAUCGAACCAGUGCUGCAGAGGCUGCGGGCAGCUUUGCAACCCAGCGCUCAACUGCUGCGCCACCGGGGAGGCCCCACUGUUCUGUUCUUGAUUGAACAUUCUUGGUUCUUCUCAAAAUGAAAACCCAAACUAGAAACUCUAUAGACAUGAGAACACGCAGAACAUAACAGGCCUAUUUCUUAUUGCUUCCUUUGCAUCAUCCAUCCCAAUAUAUGACGCCAGUUCUCAGUACUGACACUGCUACUAACACAUGGCCCCUUAAGGUCCAUUAUUUCUCUAGUCCUAACCUAUGGAGAUGAGGUAUUUCCAAUUGUAUUUCCUUGCACUUGUAUAAUCAAAUAUUACCCUGUCUAUGCAAUCCAUUUCUUAACUAGCUUCGAUUUAAUUUCCUUUGCUUUUUUUUUUUUUUUUUUUUUUUGACUUAGGAGUAGCCUUGCCCAGCCAGUCUUAAAUGAAAAGUUUUUAAUCCCAUCAUCUAAAUUAAGGAUAAAGCUGCUAAACAGACUUGACUCAAUCCCUGUGGCUAAUGUUAAUGGGCCACCUAACAAGACCAGGUGCCAUAUUCUUAUUAUUAGUGUCUCAUAAGAUACAAUAUAAACUGGCAUCUAAGAUUCCCAUUUGUCUGCAAGACAGAUCAUUGUUUCUUGAAAACCCUAAAACACUACAGAUGUCAUCAGGUUUACUAAGAUGGCGGAAGCCCUAAGCAUUUUUAUAUGCCCAAAACAGCAAGGAUUCUGGUCCAAGAUUGAAGCAGCAACAUAAAACAGACAUAGUCACCACAACCAAUUUAACGAGAAACCUGGAGAUUCCUCUAAACGUUCUAGAGUCCUCAUUUAGACAAGACCUACUUCCCCUCACUUGUGGUUACAUGAGUUUACAAAUGUUUGCUGUAUUAGCAGGGAGGAGUGGAGGGGAUAUCUGAGUCGAGUUUAUUAGAUACACACAGGCUCAAAGAGUUUUCAAGCACUGAGCAAGCUGCGUAUUAUACCAGAGCAGGCCGUCCUGCCUGUGACCGGAUACGACAACCAAACCAACAAAUGAAACAUCUGCAGAGCUGCCUUGUAAGAUCCUGGGCUAGGGAAGGGUCAGGAGUGUGUUAGGGAAUAAAGGCCAGGGUCCAACAAGAAAAAAAGAUCAGGACAUUAUUUGUAAUGCCAUAAGAUGAUCCAAUUAAAGCUACAUUCAUGCCACACCUUCUCUCCCGCUGUACCUUACUGACUUCGGACAAAUGAGGUUUUGUGCGCCCUUGGAACUGCCACACCUGCUCCCGUACCCUAAAGCCUCUCUACUGCCAGCUGUUUACCGAUAGCACACACCUCUACCCAGCUCCCUGACCACCUACCCAUGUACCUCUCCCUGUGGCCUGCAGCAGGUGAGGUACAGUUUUGGUUAAUUAGGAAAGAAUCAUUCCGUACCUGAAAUGCCAACCAUCACAUUUUAUGAUAACCAUGUUCCUUAACUCAGUUUCCUCUUACAAGACUUAACACUAGUCAGAACACUUAACUUGUAGAACAUCAUUUCACACAGAUCUUUAACUUUUAUAGACCUUUCUGGUUCACAUUGACUUUAGACAGCUAAAAUUUUUACCUCUCCCAACUGCAGCCUUUACUCAAACCCUAAGUAACAAUGUAGAAACACCAGGUGUAGGCAGACUUGGUUUCAAGUUAAAGAGAGGUACGAGAGUUGAAAGAGCCUAGCAGCUGAUUUUCUCUGAA
Messenger RNA from Talpa occidentalis (Iberian mole), 8238 nucleotides. RefSeq names its product tubulin gamma complex associated protein 4 (gene TUBGCP4). Gene Ontology annotation, biological process: mitotic cell cycle; microtubule nucleation; meiotic cell cycle. The coding region runs from base 26 to 2026 and encodes 666 amino acids. Gene Ontology annotation, molecular function: microtubule minus-end binding; gamma-tubulin binding. Gene Ontology annotation, cellular component: gamma-tubulin complex; equatorial microtubule organizing center; spindle pole. Lineage: Eukaryota; Metazoa; Chordata; Mammalia; Eulipotyphla; Talpidae. The transcript is spliced from 18 exons. The record is from RefSeq and is a predicted model, not a curated record.